GCGUGUGCGUGUGUGCUUUUUUCCUUCCUUUGAAGAUGUGAAUGGCUUCUCAGCUAGCUGGUCCUUGGGAUUCUUGACUUUGGGGAGCUGUGAGCACAAGCCACCCAUGUAAUAAUUCAUGUUGCAUGGUCGGUUGUACCAGGAAAAAAAAAGGCGCAACUGCACGGGGGUGGGGCAGAUCCAUGAAACAUUCUGGGAACAAGACAUAAGAAGAGGAAAGAGGAAUAGAAAUGUGAAUACUGAAAGACCGGAGAAGACUUUGGGAAUCUCCUGGCUGGCCCUUCCGUUUUUCGGCAGGAAUCUGGAUGUUUUCCACCUUUUCAAGUCAUCUUGGUGUUUUUCUAGUGUUUUAUAAGCCGCUUUCCAGCUAGCUGCGUAUGUGUAUAUGUGAUUGUGCGCCUGUGUAUGUGUGCGCUCCUAUCGGAUGCAUUUGGGAUGCAUUUGACAGUCUUUUUUCUAACUGCCCAGAAGCAAAUGUGUUAACUCAGAGAUGCCCCUCCGUGCCCAGGUUCUCGAAGAGUGCAGAGGACGCCCAGAACAGGUUUUCUUGCUGGAUUCUGGGCGACUGCUGGGCUGUGGAGACAGGUGUAUGGAUCAAAUCCAGAGGCUCGGAAACUAGCUGUAUUAACCCGCUUCCAGGUACAUCGCAAGGUCAAGAAAGGGUCUUGCAGCUGUCUUAAUUCCCUGCGUUUUGACUUUCCUGUUUGGGUCAGAAGAAUAUGAAUGUGUCUGUCCACAACAUUUGAAGCCCAAACUUCAGCACUUCACUUGGUUUACUGUAUAGAUAAGAGUCCCUGUAUCCAUUCAGCCAGGUAUUGAGAAGCAAUGUAGUGGCUGACAACCCUUCCCUCUGACACCAUUCUCAGCACCACCUUUGGAGAUGCGUUCACUCUGUUGGUUUUCUGCAGUAGCCAGGCCGAGUGCUGAUUCCUUCAUGGUAGUGAGGAACUCUUCAGGAUCCAGAAGCUCUUAAACCUGAUCUACAAUGGAAAAAUUCCUUUUUUACCUGUUUCUCAUUGGAAUAGCUGUGCGAGCUCAGAUCUGUCCAAAGCGUUGUGUCUGUCAGAUUUUGUCUCCUAAUCUUGCAACCCUUUGUGCCAAGAAAGGGCUUCUUUUUGUUCCACCAAACAUUGACAGAAGAACUGUGGAACUACGUCUGGCAGACAAUUUUGUUACAAAUAUCAAAAGGAAAGAUUUUGCCAAUAUGACCAGCUUGGUGGACCUGACUCUGUCCAGGAAUACAAUAAGUUUUAUUACACCCCAUGCUUUUGCUGAUCUACGAAAUUUGAGAGCUUUGCAUUUGAAUAGCAACAGAUUGACUAAAAUUACAAAUGAUAUGUUCAGUGGGCUUUCCAAUCUUCAUCAUUUGAUUCUGAACAACAAUCAGCUGACUUUAAUCUCUUCCACAGCAUUCGAUGAUGUUUUUGCUCUUGAGGAGCUGGAUCUGUCCUAUAAUAAUCUAGAAACGAUCCCUUGGGAUGCUGUAGAGAAGAUGGUGAGCUUACACACCCUGAGUUUGGAUCACAACAUGAUUGACAACAUUCCUAAGGGAACUUUCUCCCACUUGCACAAGAUGACUCGGUUAGAUGUAACGUCAAAUAAAUUGCAGAAGCUACCCCCUGACCCUCUCUUUCAGAGAGCACAGGUGCUGGCCACCUCAGGAAUCAUAAGCCCAUCAACGUUUGCAUUGAGUUUUGGUGGAAACCCCUUGCAUUGCAAUUGUGAGUUGUUGUGGCUGAGGCGCUUGUCCAGAGAAGAUGACCUUGAGACCUGUGCUUCUCCUGCACUCUUGACUGGUCGUUAUUUUUGGUCAAUUCCUGAGGAAGAGUUUUUGUGUGAGCCCCCACUUAUUACUCGUCAUACACAUGAGAUGAGAGUCUUGGAGGGUCAAAGGGCAACUCUGAGGUGCAAAGCUAGAGGAGACCCUGAACCUGCAAUUCACUGGAUUUCUCCUGAAGGGAAGCUUAUUUCAAAUGCAACAAGAUCUCUGGUGUAUGAUAACGGAACACUUGACAUCCUUAUAACAACUGUAAAAGAUACAGGUGCUUUCACCUGUAUUGCUUCCAAUCCUGCAGGGGAAGCAACACAAACCGUGGACCUUCAUAUAAUUAAACUCCCUCACCUACUAAACAGUACUAAUCAUAUCCACGAACCUGAUCCUGGUUCUUCAGAUAUCUCCACUUCUACUAAGUCAGGUUCAAAUGCUAGUAGUAGCAAUGGUGACACUAAAAUGAGUCAAGAAAAAAUUGUGGUGGCAGAAGCAACUUCUUCAACAGCACUACUUAAAUUUAAUUUUCAGAGAAAUAUUCCCGGAAUCCGAAUGUUUCAAAUCCAGUACAAUGGUACUUACGAUGACACCCUUGUUUACAGAAUGAUACCUCCUACGAGCAAAACGUUUCUGGUCAAUAAUCUGGCUUCUGGAACUAUGUAUGACUUGUGUGUGUUGGCUAUAUAUGACGAUGGCAUCACUUCCCUCACUGCCACAAGAGUCGUGGGUUGCAUCCAGUUUACUACGGAACAGGAUUAUGUCCGUUGCCACUUUAUGCAGUCCCAGUUUUUGGGCGGCACCAUGAUUAUUAUCAUUGGUGGGAUCAUUGUUGCUUCUGUGUUGGUUUUCAUCAUCAUACUAAUGAUCCGGUAUAAGGUUUGUAACAAUAAUGGGCAACACAAGGUUACCAAGGUUAGCAACGUUUAUUCUCAAACUAAUGGGGCUCAGAUGCAAAGCUGCAGUGUCACACUGCCGCAGUCCAUUUCCAAACAAGCCAUGGGCCAUGAAGAAAAUGCCCAGUGCUGUAAAGUUGCCAGUGACAAUGCGAUUCAGUCUUCAGAAACAUGUUCGAGUCAGGACUCAUCUACCACUACCUCUGCUUUGCCUCCUACCUGGACUUCAAGUGGGUCUGUGUCUCAAAAGCAGAAACGAAAGACUGGCGCGAAGCCAAGUGCUGAGCCGCAGAGUGAAGCUGUCACAAAUGUUGAGUCUCAAAACACUAACAGGAACAACUCAACUGCCUUGCAGUUAGCUAGCUGCCCUCCUGCUUCUGUCACAGAGGGGUCCACAUCUCAAAGAGCACAAACCAAGCCAAAUGCUUUGCUGACUAAUGUUGACCAGAAUGUCCAGGAAACACAGAGGCUGGAGUCAAUAUGAAGAACACUGCUUCCCUCUCUCUUGAAAACAGUUGCCCCUGACAUUUUUACUGGAUAAAAUUUAAAAAUGUUUCAGUUCACAAUGGAUUGUUGAACUGCC
Molecule: messenger RNA, 3244 nt
Organism: Phodopus roborovskii (desert hamster)
Lineage: Eukaryota; Metazoa; Chordata; Mammalia; Rodentia; Cricetidae
Gene: Lrfn5
Product: leucine rich repeat and fibronectin type III domain containing 5
Exons: 6
Coding region: 986-3145 (719 amino acids)
Molecular function (GO): protein binding
Source: RefSeq, a predicted model, not a curated record